AUGGCAGAUUCAGUGAAGGUAAUUCCAGAAAGCAUGGAUGAGAAAAGGUUUAGCCGUGUAGAUUCCCUUCAAUUGGAGGCUGGAAAAGUCUCCAACCUAAGCCACAAAGAAAAGCUUGUUUGUAUCAUGGACGACGAGCAGAAAGCGAGUUGGGGAACGACAUUGAGCUUAGCAUUCCAGUGCAUUGGAGUUGUGUAUGGAGAUAUCGGCACAUCUCCACUGUAUGUGUAUUCUAGCACAUUCACAAACGGAAUCAAUAACAAACAGGACUUACUUGGGGUCUUGUCUCUCAUCAUUUACACUCUCACACUUCUAACCUUGAUUAAAUAUGUUUUUAUUGUCUUAAGGGCCAAUGACAAUGGUGAUGGGGGAACUUUUGCGGUCUAUUCCAAGAUAUGCCGCCAUGUUAAGGUGAGCUUAAUUCCAAAUUAUCAGCAAGAGGAUGCAGAGCUGUCCAACUAUAGCAUAGAAGUCCCUACUAAGAAUAUGAAGAUAGCUGAGUUUGUUAAAGAGAUUAUGGAGAACAGUCGAGUACUUCAUGUCCUGCUGUUCCUGUGUGCUAUCAUUGGUACUUCUAUGGUGAUGGGAGAUGGGGUUCUCACUCCAGCAAUUUCAGUGCUUUCUGCAGUGGGUGGAAUCACAAUAGCAGUGCCAACACUUAGUCAAGGUGCCGUCGUUGGAAUUUCUAUAGUGAUCUUGGUCCUUCUCUUUGUAUUUCAACGAUAUGGAACAGACAAAGUUGGUUUUACAUUUGCCCCUAUGAUUUGCUUAUGGUUUGUUUUCAUUGGUGGCAUCGGCCUCUAUAACUUAAUUAAGUAUGAUAUUGGUAUCUUACGUGCGUUCAAUCCAAAAUACAUCAUUGAUUAUUUCAGAAGAAAUGGCAAAGAUGGAUAUAUAUCCCUUGGAGGGGUUCUUUUGUGCAUCACAGGAACGGAAGCAAUGUUUGCAGACUUGGGUCACUUCAAUGUCCGAGCCGUUCAAAUUAGUUUUGGUGGAUUUGUGUAUCCUGCAUUACUAUUCGCUUACAGUGGGCAAGCUGCAUAUCUCAGUAAAUUCCCCGAAAAUGUUGCAAAUACUUUCUAUAAGAGUAUUCCUGGUCCUUUAUACUGGCCACAAUUUGUUAUAGCUGUUAUCGCAUCUGUUAUUGCAAGCCAAGCUAUGAUCUCUGGAGCAUUCUCAAUCAUAGCUCAAUCCCAAAGUCUUGGAUGCUUCCCAAGGGUUAAGGUGAUUCACACUUCAAAGAAGUAUGCAGGUCAGGUUUAUAUCCCUGAAGUUAACUAUGCACUCAUGAUCGGCUGCAUCAUUGUCACAGCUGCCUUCCAGAGUACAACAAACAUCGGCAAUGCAUAUGGUAUUUGUGUUGUUACUGUAAUGGUGAUCACAACAUCUUUGGUUAGUCUCAUAAUGCUAGUCAUAUGGAAAAUAUCCAUUCUGUGGAUUGGCCUCUUCUUUGCGAUUUUUGCUGCAAUAGAGGUAAUAUAUCUAUCCUCUGUGGUAUAUAAGUUUGUACAAGGCGGAUGGCUUCCACUGGCGUUUGCUGCAGUUCUUGUGACCAUUAUGUGGACAUGGCAUUAUGUUCACAAAGAGAGAUAUAUGUUCGAGCUGGAAAACAAGGUCUCUAGUGAUUUUAUAAGAGAUUUGGCCAUGAACCCAAAUAUAAACAGGGUACCAGGAAUUGGACUUCUGUAUUCUGAGCUUGUUCAAGGCAUCCCGCCAAUAUUUCCUCACUUCAUUUCAAACAUACCAUCCAUCCAUUCAGUUCUAGUGUUUGUCUCUAUAAAGCACAUCCCAGUCCGUACAGUGGAAAUGGAGGAACGUUUUCUAUUCCGUCAGGUUGAGCCCCGUGAGUACCGGAUGUUUCGCUGUGUUGUUCGAUAUGGCUAUAAGGAUGUCUUUGAUAAACGAGAGGAGUUUGAGCAACAGCUAGUCCAACACUUGAAAGAAUUUAUUCGUCAUGAAAACUUAAUGCACAACGAGGAUUUAAUAGAACAGCAAUCAACGAACUCUUCAGGCAGAAUUGUCAGUUCCGGCUUCGUUAGCGGACCAAUCCUUGGAGCGGAGGAUGAGACACAGUUCAUCGAAAAAGCAAUGGAGAAAGGAGUGGUGUAUCUCUUGGGCGAACCAGAAGUGAUGGCAAAACCAGAAUCCUCAUUCUUGAAAAAGAUCAUUGUCAAUUAUUUCUAUAACUUCUUGAGGAGGAACUUUAGGCAAGGACAAGACAUAAUGUCCAUUCCACGGACAAAGGUUCUCAAAGUCGGAAUGAUAUAUGAGAUUUGAGAUUUUCCAUGAUCUUCCCUGAACUGCAAAUGAUAUAUUAGUCUAGUGUUGAUCACUAAAAGAGAUGAAGCGAAUAAGAUCAUGCAUGGAUUAAUCCA
This is a messenger RNA of Telopea speciosissima, 2375 nucleotides long. RefSeq names its product potassium transporter 5-like. The transcript has 9 exons. Bases 1 to 2277 code for a protein of 758 amino acids. The record is from RefSeq and is a predicted model, not a curated record. Gene Ontology annotation, biological process: potassium ion transmembrane transport. Gene Ontology annotation, molecular function: potassium ion transmembrane transporter activity. Lineage: Eukaryota; Viridiplantae; Streptophyta; Magnoliopsida; Proteales; Proteaceae. Gene Ontology annotation, cellular component: membrane.